AGGCGGGUUGAAUGAAUUUGUAGCUGCUCGCGGCAAAACAUGCCACUUUAAUGUCUAAGUUUAUAAUGUACAAUUACAUUUUAGACAAUCCGUGCAUGUUUGUGUAAUCAUAGCACGUUAAGUGUUUUUCUUUUGACUUAUAUGCGGAAUGGAUCGACCGUCCAGAAAUGUUAAAUCGGCAAACUACAAAGACUUCCAAGACGAUGACGAUGAGGAUUUUGCUGCUGUAAAACCUCCUUGCAAAAGAUCUCGAACGACUGCCAAAGACUCUGAUUCUGAAAGAAACCCAAAGACUUCAAAUAUAGUUGUUGAUCUUACCAGUUCAGGACAACAAAAGACUCAGAGGGUGUCUCUUGAAGAUAAACUCUAUGAAAGAGAUAUAGAGGCGGCAUUAACGCUUUCAUUGCUGGACUCUCCAGUAACAGGAGGAGAAGUUGCCACCAAAGCAGAGACGCACAACAGGUCUGAAGCUCCACCUCCUGUUCUUACACACUGCAAUGACGCUAACAGCCGUUUAGAUGAGCAUCAACUUCGACCAGAUUCUCCUCCUAUGCUGUCCAACUGCAGCGUCGAUGGCAAUAGUUUAGGGCUGAAUCUGAUUAUCAAUAUGAAGACCUCCCCUCCCAGUGUUUCUAAAACGAGGAAGUUGUCAGAGCGGGAGAGAAAACCGCUAAAUGAGAAGAACAGUGAAGAAGAUGAAGACUAUCAGCCGCAAAACACACCAAAUUCCGAAAGUGACGCUAACUUUACUGAAGAAGAUGAAAGCGAGGAUGAGACUUUUACAGUAAAAAAGAAGAAUGUGAAGACCUCGGGACAAAAAACAGAAAAAAAGACCCCACAGGCUUCAAAGCAGAAGAAGGAGAAGAAAGAGAAAAUGCCAGCAAACGCCUCAAAAGUUAAAAACUCAGCCUACACUUCAACAAUCAGUCGGAGUCCAGCUUCUUCUAUCUCUGGAGUAAAGACACCCACAACUCCACCUCUGUCUAAACCAGCACUCAGCUCCAGUCCUGCAGGGGGCAGAUUGCCAAAGUGGAAUCCUCCUGGUCUGGUUGGCAGGAGUCCCGGUGCAUCCCAGAACGCAUCUGUCAUGUCUCCAGGGCAAGGCUUGCGUUUGGGACUGUCUCGUUUGGCCCGAGUCAAACCUUUGCACUCAAAUCCCCCUGCUCAUUGAACAUAAUCAUUUAAAAGAAACUAUAUUUUUGAAAACCGCACAGAAGUGUGAGGAUAUCUCAUGAAAACUUAGUGGGAAAAAUUCGUAGAAUUUUUCUAAUACUACAAGAAUUUUAACAAGAAUUUCAUUCCUUUUUCUAUUUGCUUUAAAUUUUAAUAUUUACAAUUAUUUUUGCCUGGUGUUCUUUCAGCUUUGUAAAAAUGCACUUUUUUGACAACCAUUAAAAAUCACGCAACAUUUUUAGUAUCACAGUUUUAUUCUGUAGUAAAUAUCUUUAAGUGUCUUUUUAAUGUCUUUAUAAUGUAUGUUCAGUAAUAAAUGAGUAACUUUGA
Triplophysa dalaica is the source of this 1503-nucleotide messenger RNA. It is a transcript of the gene rad51ap1, whose product is annotated as RAD51 associated protein 1. The record is from RefSeq and is a predicted model, not a curated record. The transcript has 10 exons. Gene Ontology annotation, molecular function: double-stranded DNA binding; single-stranded DNA binding. Bases 149 to 1171 code for a protein of 340 amino acids. Gene Ontology annotation, biological process: interstrand cross-link repair; double-strand break repair via homologous recombination. Lineage: Eukaryota; Metazoa; Chordata; Actinopteri; Cypriniformes; Nemacheilidae.